CCUGUAGCAUUCAAGAUGUCUCCGUCCUUCCCGAGGUGAUGUGAUGUCUUCGCUGUUAUCUUUGAGCUGUUUAAACGUGUCUCGAGAUAAGACCCGUCCUCUGAAGGUGACCCGAAAUGCAGCAGACAUUUAAGAGGGGCUACAUGGUUUUUAACUUAAUCAUUAAGGCUUAAAGGACUCGGCAAUGAAGCGAGUGUGCACUCGGCAAUUUCGUAACUUGACGAGGUUGAGGUCGUUUGGGGAGGUGAGAGAGAAAAUAUCUCGAUCUAUCAACCAUGUUUGUCUGUCAAGACGGUCAUUUCACGGCUCAGCUUGUCGUCUGGGGGAGCUGGAGCUGACGUCUGUGAGAUACCCCCACGUACAGAGGGGGAAAUACGCCACGCUGACAGAGAAGGAUGUGGACUUCUUCCAGAAACUGCUGCCGCAGAGAGUGCUGCAAGACCCCAGCGAGCUGGACGGGUAUAAUAUCGACUGGAUGAGGACUGUUAGAGGUAACAGUCAGAUGGUUCUAAGACCCAAAACAACCUCAGAAGUAGCGGAGAUAUUGAAGUACUGCAAUGAGCGCCAUCUAGCGGUUGUUCCACAGGGAGGAAAUACAGGACUCGUAGGCGGCAGUGUCCCGGUCUUUGACGAGAUUGUUAUUUCUACACAGCUUAUGAACCAGAUUAUUAGUCUAGAUGAAGUCUCUGGCAUCGUCGUCUGCCAGUCUGGCUGCAUCCUGGAGACCUUAGACAACUAUCUGGCCGAGCGUGAACUCAUGAUGCCGUUAGACCUGGGUGCCAAAGGAAGCUGCCAUAUUGGAGGCAACGUGUCCACCAAUGCGGGUGGUUUACGGUUGCUAAGAUACGGCUCUCUUCAUGGGAGUGUACUGGGAGUGGAAGCAGUCUUAGCCAGUGGGGAAAUAGUGGAUUGUCUCUCAUCGCUGCGAAAAGACAACACUGGUUACGAUUUGAAGCAGCUUUUUAUUGGUUCUGAGGGAACGCUGGGAAUGGUGACCUCAGUAUCAAUUCUCUGUCCGCGGAGACCAAAGGCUGUUAACGUGGCUUUUCUAGGUGUUGAAAAUUUUGAGGCUGCCCUGCAGACGUUUCAGUUGUGCAAAGGGAUGCUGGCGGAGAUCCUGUCUGCCUGUGAGUUUAUGGACCAGGAAUCUAUGCAGUGUAUCCAGGAAAAUCUGAAACUGACCAAUCCAAUCAAGUCUUACCCACUGUACAUCCUGAUCGAGACCUCGGGUUCCCAUGGCAGCCAUGACGAGGAGAAAUUGAAUGCGUUCUUGGAGGCUGCUAUGGGGAAGGGGAUUGUGCAAGACGGAACGAUAGCUAUGGAUGUAACACAGAGACAGAAUAUCUGGGGUUUACGAGAGCGUAUCGCAGAAGGUCUGCUGCAUGAUGGGUACAACUACAAAUAUGACAUCUCUCUUCCCCUGCCCAAGCUCUACGAGAUUGUGGAAGACAUGAGACAGAGGCUGGGGUCAAAGGUCACACGGGUAGUUUCAUACGGUCAUUUAGGAGAUGGCAACCUUCAUUUUAACGUCACAACUCCAGAAUACAACAAAGAGGUUCUUGGGCUCAUAGAGCCCUACAUAUACGAGUGGACAUCCCAGGUUCGCGGCAGCGUGAGCGCAGAACACGGACUUGGCUUCAAGAAGAGGGACUGCAUACGUUACAGCAAAGAGCCCAAUGCUGUCAAAAUGAUGGUGAAAAUGAAGAAAUUAUUUGAUCCCAAUGGUAUUCUGAAUCCUUAUAAAACCAUACCUUUGUAAAAUGCUUGUGAAGGUAAUUUGAUUUACAGGAAGGCUAAUAUAUAUAAAUACAUAUAAUAUAUAUUUAUUUUCAUACGUCUUCUGAACAAGGGUCUGUCAAGAGGUGAUAACUGCGUGACAUUACAGUCAUCUGCAGACAGACAUUGCCAAAUAUUAUCAACAGUAUGUGGGGAAAACUUUGAGCCGACUGGCUCUUGCUGCCACCUGUGGCCAAUAUUUUUAAAAAUAACGCACAUCCUUUCCCUAACUCAGAGACAGUUUUGAAGAAUGGUCUCCUGCCAAAAAUUAAGUCUUAGUUUAUUUUUUAAGUAUUAUAAUAAUUGCAAUGAAAACAAAAGCUGUUUAUCAGUUAUACUGAUAUGCCGUAUGCAAAUCUUACUGCAGAUGACACUUUGUUAUGACUGUGUUCAAAUUGUUUUCAUUGUUCUCAUUCAGAGUAUUCUUAUUUUGCACUUUAAUUGGUGAAUUUGAAAGAAACAUGCGUUUGUGCUGAGGUAUAUACAGUAUUACAACUUACUAACAUAUAUGGUCAGGAUUUACAAAGCUUGGUGUUUUUAUCCUGUCGUACAAUCAACUUGAGCUGUGAUUUAAAAAAACGAAAUAAUAAAGCUAGUCAGCAACUGUA
Molecule: messenger RNA, 2384 nt
Organism: Lingula anatina
Lineage: Eukaryota; Metazoa; Brachiopoda; Lingulata; Lingulida; Lingulidae
Product: D-2-hydroxyglutarate dehydrogenase, mitochondrial
Cellular component (GO): mitochondrion
Molecular function (GO): FAD binding; catalytic activity
Source: RefSeq, a predicted model, not a curated record